CCUCAUCCUCCCCCUUAAUUACUGCUUUUUUAUGCCGAAGUUUUCUGUGUACUACCACCUCUCCAAUAUAUCUCCUUCCAAAACCCUCCCUAUAAUAGUUUUCAUAUAAUCAAUCAAGAAAAGAGUUUGAUCACCACAAAUAUCAGCCGGCCUACAUGGGUGAAAUUAUGGAGAGCACCGAUUCAUCGUCGGGGUCGCAACACCCGCAGCUUCCGCCGGGCUUCAGGUUCCACCCCACCGAUGAAGAGCUCGUGGUCCACUAUCUCAAGCGGAAGGCUGCCUCUGCUCCACUACCCGUCACCAUCAUAGCCGAGAUCGAUUUGUACAAGUUCGAUCCAUGGGAGCUCCCAAGUAAGGCUACGUUUGGAGAACAAGAGUGGUAUUUUUUCAGUCCUCGUGACCGGAAGUACCCGAACGGGGCGAGGCCUAACAGGGCGGCGACGUCUGGGUAUUGGAAAGCUACGGGGACCGACAAGCCUAUACUGACAUCUAACGGAAAUCAAAAGGUUGGUGUUAAGAAGGCGCUGGUGUUUUACGGCGGGAAGCCUCCUAAAGGGAUCAAAACCAAUUGGAUCAUGCACGAGUACCGCAUCGUCGACAAUAACAAUAGCUCUAGUUCCAAGCCUCCGGCUGCUGAUGCUGCAAACAAGAAAGGGUCUUUAAGGCUUGAUGAUUGGGUAUUGUGUCGGAUUUAUAAGAAAAACAACGCACAAAGACCAAUGAUGGAGCAGGACAAGGAGGAUUCAAUGGAGGCCAUGAUUCCAAUGAUGCAAACAUCUUCUAUAUUGGCUGGCCAAAAUCUAAAACCUUUGCCCUCAAAGACUGCAGCAAACUACGGCUCAUUACUUGAAAAUGACGAGAACUACUUUGAAGGGAUAUUAACAGCCGAGUGCUUGCAAAACAGUUCUUCCAUUUCUCAUCAGCUAGCCUCUUCGAGCUCGAAACAUACACUAGCGGUGAAACGCACGCUACCAUCACCGUUUUGGAAUGAAUCGAUGGGGUCUUCCUCCUCCGGGAAGCGAUUCCACGGCGAUCUCAAUAGUGGAAGCACAGGGAUGGAUGAGAGCAACAAUUCCUUUGUUUCUCUGCUAAAUCAGCUGCCUCAGGGCACCCAGUUCCACCCUAACGCGCUUCUCGGGUCUCUCGGCGACGGGGUUUUGAGGCAACAUUUUCAACUUCCAAGCAUGAAUUGGAACUCAUAGUACGAAAAUUUAUCCCAUAUGUGAUGAUUUGAUCGAAUAGGGGAAUCAAAGUCAAAAAGCUCCAUUAAUUAGAUAUAGACUGGAAGAUUAAUUGUUUAUCAGAGAUUCUAUACGUUGGAAGAAACAGAAUGAUUAUUAGAAGGUUGAGUUCAUUUCUCUGGGUGUAAGUAUAUGCCAGGUUAAGUCAGAGAUAUCAUCAUACUUUUGUUUUUUAUUUUUAUUAUUUUCAUUUAAGAAAUUAAUAAUAAUGAACGAUAGACUUGCUAGCUA
Messenger RNA from Alnus glutinosa, 1472 nucleotides. Its product is annotated as NAC transcription factor 25. The transcript is spliced from 3 exons. Bases 156 to 1202 code for a protein of 348 amino acids. Lineage: Eukaryota; Viridiplantae; Streptophyta; Magnoliopsida; Fagales; Betulaceae. Gene Ontology annotation, biological process: regulation of DNA-templated transcription; system development. Gene Ontology annotation, molecular function: DNA binding. The record is from RefSeq and is a predicted model, not a curated record.